AUGUCAGCCACCGAACCAUCAUCUCUAACAACAACAAUAUUAGGAAUGGAAGGAGCCUCACUUGAUGAAGAGGAGAAAACAACAACACCUAUGGAAAAAACCGAAGAUGAAGAGUUUGUAGCAGAGGAUGUUCCGGAACAAUCAAGCUCUCCAAUAGUGGCUUCUUCAUUAGCGCCUGUGGUUCCUCCAUUGGACCUCAAUAGCUCUGAUAUGUUUAGAAAAGACAAGCUCAGAACACCAAGUAAAAGAGCAGUUCCUUUCUCAGUUCAAUCUCCAUCACAAGAAUUAUAUGCCAAGUACAUUCGUUUGGAACAAGACUUUAAAGAUCUUCAAAAAGCCUUUGAUCUUGUUUCAAACGAAAAAUCAGUCCUUGAAAAGGUUGUAAAACAGAAAGAGCAAUCCAUUGAAAAAACUCAACUUGAUCUUGAAAAUCUCCAAGAUGUUUUUGAAAAGAUUAAGGAACGAUCUCGUGCACAAGAAAUAGAAAUUAAAACCCUUCAAUCCGAGAAGAAAGUACUUGAGGAACAUAAUGCUAUCGCCUCUCUUCAAAGGCAAAAAACAACAGACACAAAGAGUAGAACCGUUGUUCAAGAAGACGCUCUCGAUCGUAUCCUGGGGCUAGAAAAUGAAAUCAAGCUUAAAAACGUAAAAAUCAGCUCAUUAGAAACUGAGAUUCGUACCUUAAAUGUAGCCAUUGAGAAGAAGGACAAAGCUAUUGAAACAAUCGAAAAGCAAAUGGCAACAUUACAGGGCAAGCACGACAAGGUAUAUGAAAUUGAAUGCAGAAAUGCAGAGUUACUUUUGAAGUUAGAAAAGGCUCAAAAGGAGAUUAAAACUCUGCAAGAAAUUACAAGAAUGAAAACAAGGAGCCUCGAAGAAUUGAAUAAUCAUGUAGAGACCCUCAAAAACACGUCCGAAGAGUUUGAAGAAUAUAAAAAGAAAAUUGCAGCUGUCACCAAGGAAAAUGAGCGAUUGAAACAAGAAAUUAGGGUAGCUGAGAGAUCCUUUGUUAAAAAGGAUAAAGAAAUUUCAAAGCUAGUCAUCGAAAAAGAUGUUGUUCCUGUCAAAACAUUAGAAGGAGACAAACGAUUCUUACACAGCGAGGUUAAAAAAUUGCAAGAGCAAAAAGCCAUUCUUGAGAAAACGAUUCAAGUACAAGAUAAGAAGAUUGAAUCUUUGAGACAAAGAUAUGAGUCUAUUGAACUAGCUUUGAAAGAAACUAAGGUUGAUAAAUUACUCAAAGACUGUAAACGCAAUCCAGAAAUUAUCAAAGAAAAGUUAGAGCAGAUCAAAGAAGAAUCUGACGAACAAAAGAAUGAGUUUGUCCCAGCUUCAGUUGUGGAUUUGAUCAUGAAAGACGUUGAUGAUUUGAGAAAACUGGCAACCGAACGAGAAAACAUAAUCUCUGAUAAAGAUGCUGUGAUUGAGUCACUGGAAAGAAAGAUUGAGGUUUUAGAUAGAUCAAAAGUUGCAGACCAAAAACUAUUGAAAAAGAAGAUUUCAACUCUGCAAGAUGAAAUUGCUGCUCUGAAAGAGAAUCUUGUGGCUAAUGAAUUAAACUUUAAAGAAAAGGAGAACAAUCUUAAGAGAGAGAAAUUCGCUCUUAAAAAGAGUCUCAACCAAACAGGUCGCCCAAAUACCGCAAGCGCCGUUCAACAAUAA
Messenger RNA from Naegleria lovaniensis, 1662 nucleotides. RefSeq lists its product as uncharacterized. Bases 1 to 1662 code for a protein of 553 amino acids. Gene Ontology annotation, biological process: cytoskeleton organization. NCBI's taxonomy places the organism in Eukaryota, Heterolobosea, Eutetramitea, Acrasida, Naegleriidae. The transcript has a single exon. Gene Ontology annotation, molecular function: microtubule binding. The record is from RefSeq and is a predicted model, not a curated record.